AUAGACUCAGCGCCAGUUUCUGCCUGGAUUGUUUUCAUGCCUGAAUAUAUUUCAGUAUUGGGGGGUUUGCAUUGAUUGGGGCUUCUGCUCUCGGGACCGUUUGGGCUUUUCCUUCGGGAUUCAAAUUUAGCGAUUCAUGGACGCGGGAUCGAGCCCUCCCCAGCCCCGGGCCCGCAAGAAGAGGAAGAAGGCAGCCGGGGGGGUGGAAAGGAAAAAACCCCGAGCCCCGGAGCCCGACGUGGCCCUCUACCACUGUGACGUCUGCGGGAAGGACAUCAAGCACCAGGCGAACUUCCGGGAGCACCAGCGGAUCCACACGGGCGAGCGGCCGUACGCCUGCCAGCGGUGCGCCAAGACCUUCACCCGCUGCGCCGACCUGAUCAAGCACCGCCUGGUGCACUCGGCCCGGCGGCCGUACCGCUGCAAGGUCUGCGGCAAGCGCUUCAAGCUGCGGGCCGACCUGGACAAGCACGGCAAGGUGCACUCGGACGAGGCGCCCUUCGCCUGCCACCUGUGCCCCAAGCGCUUCAAGCGCACCUCCUGCCUGGUGAAACACCUGCGCAUCCACACCCAGGAGAAGCCCUUCGCCUGUGCCCACUGCGCCCGGCGCUUCAAGUGGGAGGCCUCCGUCAAGGAGCACGAGCGGGUGCACACGGGCGAGCGGCCCCACCGCUGCGGCCAGUGCCCCAAGGCCUUCACCCACCGCUCCUCCUUCUUGCAGCACCAGCGCACCCACCAGGAGCACCCGGCCUUCAGCUGUGAACACUGCUCCAAAGCCUUCAACCACAAGUCCAACCUCCUCAAGCACGUGCGGGCUUUGCACGCCUAGGGCGCUCGGACGGAAAGGAGGAGGACACCACCACUGCUAAAGUUGCGGGGGCAGCGUUGGGCCUUCCUCAGUUUGGGAGCUCCGCAAGGCCCUAGAUUGGGGAAGGGCACAGGUUCGCUAGGGAGUCCGCAAGAGGGAAAGGUGCCGCCUCCAUCGAAGCGCCACGAGAAAAACGCCCUCGCGGGCUAGAAGAAGCGGGAGGCGGCCCGGUGCUGUUCGGACCGGGUCUUCCUUCCCAAAGGAGCUGUCUGUCUUGACCCACAUACCUCUAGAACAAUCAAAUGAUUCCUACUCAGACGAAAGACGCGCGCCUCCAAGGGAAAGGAUUCUGUGCCUCAGGAUUGGUUUGGAGGACGAGACAAACGGAAGGGAGCGUGCAGUCCUCGAACACACACUCCUGAUUAUCGUCCUUUCCCCGUAAGUCUUUUCGUUUCAGCCGUAUAAUUUCAGGUAUCUUGUCGCUUUUGCUGUUAAUUAUCUGAGAGUCAGAAAUCCUUGCUGAUCUACCCCAAACCGCCUGGAAACCUACCAGUAAAUCCAGCUUUUCUUCUUUCCCUCCACCCUACAGACCUAUAAAUGCCCAGACAGGAGCAUUCUGGGAAAAUUGGCUCACUUAGUUUACAUCCUAAGGAAAGGAUUCGAGUCCGUGAUAAAACCGAGAGCUUUCGCCCUCCGUUUUGUGAAUAUUUGAGGCUAGGAUGGCCUUCCUGAUGUUUUGGACACAACUCCUGGCUGUUGGUCAUGCUGGCUGGGGCAGAUGGUCAUUGUAGUCCCAAAGAUCUGGAGGCUGAGUUAGAAGCAAAGGAAAUGGCUAAAUUGUGUAUAUAUUUUUAAUCUAAGUACGCGUCCAGGGUAGGCAAAAAAUAAAUUGCAAUCUGUUGGGUGAUUGGUAGAUGACCUUUUUGCAUUUCCCCGGAAAUUAGCAAGACUUUCUAUUUCCCAAUUGUUUGACACUGGCAUGAAAGACUCCCCCUGAAAAAAAAUCGAAAUCAUUUCUAAAAAAAGAUUUGGCACCUUUUUGCUUUUUAAUAGAAAAAAAAUUCAAAUAACAAGGCAGUAAGAAAGAAUCGCAGGUCUGUAGCAACGUAUACGGAUUUGUUCUCCUUAUACGGCUGAAAUUGCCGUGACGUCAUUCGCACAAGUAACAAUUGCUUUAAGCGUUUUUAAAAAAGCAAAUAGGUGUGAGCCCCUGAUGGGUUCUGGUAUGGGAAGAGCAGGACUCGAAAGGUUUUUUUUUUAACCCUUUGCCUCCUGAGGUAGUCCCAGUAGACCCGGGUUCACUCCUUCCCUGGAAUUUAUAGUACGUCAAAGAUGUAUCAAGUCGGUCCUAAAAUCCGCAAGGCCUUCGUCCUCCGAUGGGCCUGUGAUUUGCAAAUGUUUGUGAGUUUGGAAAAGUGGGCUGACAGCGGCUCCUCUAACCUUGAAUGAAACCGUCCGGUACCUGCUUAUUUAGAAAUAUGGCAAAUAUGGUGUAUAGAGGAGAGGACAGAGGAGCUGGAUUUUAGUUAGAGCAGGGCUGUGGUCCUCCUGGUGUGUUUUGACUGCAACCUCCAUCAACCCCAGCCACCAUAGCCAAUGGGGAAGGACGUUGACACACGCUCCCCGUCCCCGCAUGACGGACCCCCCAACCUGGUGCCCUUUGGAGAUGUUGGACUACAAUUUCUAGCAUCUACCCCUGCGGUGAUGAAUGUCCGGGGAACGGGCGUGGCCCUUGGUGUGUUUUGCCUCGAAGACGAAUAUGAACUUGAGAACGAUGAAACUGAGAUGCGAGUAUAUAUAUGUUUGAAAAAAUAUAUAUAAAUAGGAACCCGUUACAGAUAUGCUAUUUUGUUACA
Molecule: messenger RNA, 2664 nt
Organism: Elgaria multicarinata webbii
Lineage: Eukaryota; Metazoa; Chordata; Lepidosauria; Squamata; Anguidae
Product: zinc finger protein 271-like
Exons: 2
Coding region: 137-829 (230 amino acids)
Source: RefSeq, a predicted model, not a curated record